Aplysia californica (California sea hare) is the source of this 849-nucleotide messenger RNA. RefSeq names its product leucine-rich repeat-containing protein 1. Bases 148 to 513 code for a protein of 121 amino acids. The record is from RefSeq and is a predicted model, not a curated record. Gene Ontology annotation, cellular component: adherens junction. The transcript is spliced from 3 exons. Lineage: Eukaryota; Metazoa; Mollusca; Gastropoda; Aplysiida; Aplysiidae. Gene Ontology annotation, molecular function: protein binding.
UGCUGGGCAUCACUUCGAAAGGCUCAUGGGUUGUUGACACUCGUAGUAUCAGUGUACAGCAUGUGAAUGCCUUCAACUUUCGUUUUUACUGGAUUAUAGUGAUUGAUUCAUGAUUGGACUGGGGUUGUAACCUUGAUUUAUUUCGACAUGUUGAAGUGCAUUCCUUUAUUUCGAGCCUGUAACAGGCAGGUUGAAUCGGUGGACAGACGACACUGGGGCCUUACGAGUGUUCCCGAUGAUGUUUUGCGGUAUGCGCGGAGUUUAGAAGAACUGUUACUGGAUGCUAAUCAAAUCAAGGAGCUACCCAGGGGAUUUUUUCGACUCGUUCAAUUGCGGAAGUUGAGUCUUAGUGACAAUGAAAUUGGGCGUCUCCCAGAGGAAAUCAGCAACUUUGUCAAUCUUAUGGAACUGGAUAUCAGUAAAAAUGAAAUCCUUGAAAUUCCGGAUAAAAUCAGGCUGUGCAAGAAUCUUCAGGUUUUGGAUUUUAGCAGCAAUCCUCUCACAAAAGGGUGAGUCUCCAUUAUUUCUUGUUUUACCCAGGAUGUUGAUAUUGCCAAGGCAAUGUGAGUGUAUUGGUCUGGUGGGGUAAACUGUGGUGGUGUUUCAAAAAUGUUAAUGUGGAAUAGAGUAGUUGAAAACUAAAAUAAUUAAAAUCAUGAUUGUCACUAGUUUGUUUUUUGUUGCUGUCGCUUGCACUGCCUGUUGUUAUUAAACCUAUUUCAUUCUUACAACUCGGUUAAGUUUUUUCUUUUAACAUUGGCUGAAGAAAAAAGUUCUUUUCAAUUACCGCUAAAUUUUGACUAGGUUCUAAAUCUGAAUGCAGGAAAUAUUAGUGCCUUUAAAUAUCCA